Molecule: messenger RNA, 2131 nt
Organism: Ficedula albicollis (Collared flycatcher)
Lineage: Eukaryota; Metazoa; Chordata; Aves; Passeriformes; Muscicapidae
Gene: TRAF1
Product: TNF receptor associated factor 1
Exons: 10
Coding region: 162-1832 (556 amino acids)
Biological process (GO): positive regulation of JNK cascade; protein K63-linked ubiquitination; regulation of apoptotic process
Cellular component (GO): cytoplasmic side of plasma membrane; plasma membrane signaling receptor complex
Molecular function (GO): zinc ion binding; tumor necrosis factor receptor binding; ubiquitin protein ligase binding
Source: RefSeq, a predicted model, not a curated record
UCAAACCCCAGGGUGACAUUUGCUCACGCCUGUCACUGCAGACCCAGCGCGGGUGCUGCUCAGGUUUGGGGCUGCUUGAGGACAUCCUCUCACAUCCUGGUGAGUGUGUGCUGUGUCUGAGCACCUGGAUUUUAUCUCCUCCUGGACAGUGCUCACUUCAGAUGGCUGAGAACACCCCCAGGAGCCUGCAGGACACCCCCAGCUCUUCCCCUGAUGAAAAUGAGUUUCCUUUUGGAUACCCCACCAACAUUUGUGAGGACGUGCCGGGUCAGAAGUUCCUGUGCAGCAACUGCAACAACAUCCUGAAGAAAGCCCUGCAGACACUCUGUGGGCACAGGUACUGCUCUGCCUGCCUCUCCUGGAUCGUCAGGAACAAUAAAAAUGCAAUUUGCCAGAAAUGUAAAGAGGAAGAUCCCAACACUUUAGGUGAGGAAAGCCUACUGGCAGAAGAAAGGGCUUUUGGUGAUGCUGCCAUUAAUAAAGAGAUUUCUGAACUCAGAGUCCACUGUGUCACCCCUGGGUGCAGCUGGUCUGGCAUCAUGAAAGAUUUUGAAGAGCAUCAGAGUUUAUGUGAAUAUGCUUUGAUCCCUUGUCACACUGGCUGUGGGCACGUGGUGAUGAGGAGGAAGCUGGCAGAUCACUUGGAAAAUGGAUGUGUCAAUAAUGUGACAGUGUGUCAGCAGUGCCACUGCAGCCUGGCCAGCUCUGAAUACCAGGAGCAUUCAUGUGAAGGCAGUUUGUGCAAGGAACAAAAACCUGUGCAAACAGAAACAGCAUCAAAGGAAAAGAGCCACUCCACAUCCUCAGGCAGCAAGGAUGGGUGUUGUUUUUCUGAAGUUGGCUGUGAAUUUAGGGGAAGCAAAGAGAAGAUAAAGGAGCACGAGAAAUCUGCAGUGGGGGCUCACAUGCUGCUCCUGCUGCAGCACAUGAGGCAGCUGCAGGGGACCUUGUGCUCUGCUGCCAGAGCUGCACAGGGCUUCCCACAGCCAGAGCUGAGCUGGAAGAGUGCAGGAAAGAGCAUCUCUGAGCUGCAGGUCCCAGCAGGGCUGGGCUUCAGCAGGGGCCCAGAAGUGGAUUGUUUCCCUGCAUCUUCUGCUCCUGGAGAAGAGUCUGUCCUGCAGCAGCUGGUGAGGGAGAAGGUGAUUUCUGAGCUGGAAAAUAAACUGCACGUGUUUGAGAACAUUGUGGCAGUGCUCAAUAAGGAGGUGGAGAGCUCUAAUCUGGAAAUCCUGGCCUUCAGGAGGCAGAGUGAGCUGGACCAGAACAUAAUACGGGGCCUUGAACUGAAGAUUGCAGAGUUGCACCGCUGCCUGACACAGAAGGAUGCAGGUCUGAGCAGCCUGCACAAGAGCCUGCUGUUCUCUGAGCAAGCCUCCUACGAUGGGAUCUUCCUCUGGAAAAUCACAGAGGUGGGCAGGAAGCUCCAGGACUCUGUGACUGGCAGGACAGUCAGUCUGUACUCCCCAGCUUUCUACACUGCAAAAUAUGGCUACAAGGUGUGUCUGAGGGUGUACCUGAACGGGGAUGGGACAGGGAAAGGAACCCACUUGUCCCUGUUCUUCGUGGUCAUGAAAGGAGACUACGACGCUUUGCUCCCGUGGCCUUUCAGGCACAAGGUGACAUUCAUGUUGCUUGACCAGAAUAACAGGGAACACGUAAUUGAUGCCUUUCGCCCAGACCUGGCUUCUGCCUCCUUCCAGAGGCCAGUGAAUGACAUGAAUGUGGCCAGUGGCUGCCCCAUGUUCCUGCCCUUGUCCAAGCUGCAGUCCCCCAAACACGCCUACGUGAAGGAGGACACGCUUUUCCUGAAAUGCAUCAUAGAAACAAAUUAGCAAAUCCUCAAGUGUGGCUGGCUGGGGAAAUCAUCUGCUGAAUGUCAAUAGAGAAAAACCCCAUCAAUCUGAGGCCUUGUGUUAAUUGUGUGUGCACAGAACCCCCAGAGCCUGAGGCUGCAGCCCCUGAACCCACUGCCGUCAGCUGCUGCAAUGGGGUUGUUCCAGCAGAGCAGCCAACUCUCGAGGUUUGGGUGUCAGCCAGUGUCACCUCGCUGCUGGAGAAGGGGCUGCUCCUCCUCACUGGCCGGGCUGUGCUUCUGCCAGGCAGGGAUUUGGGCUGGGAGGGUCAGGGUAGG